AUGGCGACAUUGGAUUGCGGAACUGAUGCAGAUGGGAGUGACAAUGGCUCUGACGAGAAAGAGGGCUAUUUUUCAGCCGAAGAGUUCCUGUCGCCAUCUCCAUACUUGCGACCUGCGACCCCGCAACUAUACUAUGAGCAACAUCCGGCAUGGUGGCCUGUGUCUGAUGAUAACAAUUUCGAUUUGACUAGGACUUGCGACCCGGUGGAUCCUGUGUCGAUGAGGAGGGACUAUCGAGCAAGGCGCCCAAAGACAACACCAUCCCAGUACUCGUCGGAUGAUACGGAUUCUUUUGUUUCUUGUGAAGAGUACCUCGAUGAAGAAAACCCUGAUGAUAAAGAUUACUGUUCACGGAACGGAGAAUAUGAUCUCUAG
Penicillium griseofulvum is the source of this 375-nucleotide messenger RNA. RefSeq lists its product as uncharacterized. NCBI's taxonomy places the organism in Eukaryota, Fungi, Ascomycota, Eurotiomycetes, Eurotiales, Aspergillaceae. Bases 1 to 375 code for a protein of 124 amino acids. The record is from RefSeq and is a predicted model, not a curated record. The transcript has a single exon.